Messenger RNA from Salmo salar (Atlantic salmon), 4571 nucleotides. Its product is annotated as deubiquitinase DESI2. Gene Ontology annotation, molecular function: deubiquitinase activity. The record is from RefSeq and is a predicted model, not a curated record. Gene Ontology annotation, biological process: protein deubiquitination. NCBI's taxonomy places the organism in Eukaryota, Metazoa, Chordata, Actinopteri, Salmoniformes, Salmonidae.
CCCAUUCACAGAGAACCCGGCUCGUCCCCGGGCCGUUCCGCCAGCUGUGAGGCACGCACCACACGGUUCGGGAUGAUGUCAUCCACUUUCUUUUGAGCAGUUUUCACGACACCGGAGAACACAGUUUUUUUUCCCUUUUUGUUGUUGCGGUGAGAGAGAGAUAUACGAUUGGGUGGGGAGGAUAUCUCAUCGAACGGACAGAGGACGGUAGUUGACUACCUACGGCACGACUCUCUCGAUUUGUCUGUGCGAUGAGGGCCACAUCAUGCACCACUGAUACCGUCUGUACCUACGCUGUCGCUAGCUUUCACCGCACAGCUGACAAACCAAAAGUGAACCGUAAAACAAUACGUGAAUCUAUAGCCAGCUAGCUUUUAUAUAUUAUCUAUUUUUUGCCUUACAUCCUUCAGUGACCGCCUUGCAGAGAAAAGUGAGAUUUAGGCGGCUCGGCUGACAUUUCCGGAUUCAUCCUCUCAGCUGUGUUGUUUUAGCAUCUCAAUAUACAGGCAUUUUGGUCGCUGUUUAUGUGACAACGGAGGCAAGCAAAGUGAAACUAAAGGUAACAAUCAUUUUGGUUUCCAGAGGACCUAUUUUUCUUGCUUUGGAAUAGAAAUGGACGGUGUUCAACAGUUCUGUAACUGUCUAGUUGGAGCUAGCUACUGUAGCUAGCUAUCUCCGGUCGGGAUAUAGUACGGUUAUGUGCGUGUCUGUGGUCUUUACAAACCAAAAAAGAGAAACAUUCGUAGUUCACGUUUCUCUGCCUUGAUAUUUGAUACAGUACAUUUUUUUUUAAACAUCUACAAUCGAGAUACCCUUGGCUUUGGAACAGGUAGAAUUCUUGGACCGAUUUUUUUUUUUUGGGGGGGGGGGUUUGACUGAGGCUGGAACAUGACAGACAUCCGAUCCACCCUUCCAUCCCGGUGCUCGGUCCUACUAUAACGUCGGAGUGGGAGGACGUUGCCAUCCCAUCUCAGGAUUAAACCAUGGCCAAUGAACCUGUUAUCCUUAAUGUGUAUGAUAUGUACUGGAUCAACGAGUACACUUCCACUCUGGGUGUUGGCGUCUACCACUCAGGCAUUGAGAUCUAUGGCCGAGAGUUUGCAUAUGGGGGCCACCCGUAUCCCUUCAGUGGCAUAUUUGAAAUCAAUCCUGGAAACGCCACUGAAUUAGGAGAGACCUUCAAGUUCAAGGAGGCUAUUGCUUUGGGCACAACAGACUUUGCAGUGGAGGAUAUGGAUAAAAUCAUGGAGGAGCUGGGGAGGGAUUUCAAGGGCAAUUCCUACCAUCUAAUGCACAAGAACUGCAAUCAUUUCUCAUCCUCACUGUCUGAGCUGUUGUGUGGGCGUGAGAUCCCUCGCUGGGUGAACCGCCUGGCUUACUUCAGCUCCUGCGUGCCCUUUCUUCAGACCUGCCUCCCUAAGGAGUGGCUGACCCCAGCAGCCCUCCAGAGCCACAUCAGCAUGGGCCUCCACAAGGAGGAGCGGGAGGCCGGGGAGUCCAGCGACGAGGACCCCAACUCAGCCUCCGGGACCGCCGGGGCGGGCACCGGAUCCUCACACAGCUGUCGCCAUACACGAGUCUGAACCAAUAACUGUAGGUCUGAAGAGAAUAGCCAAUAAGGACUCUCUCAAUGACCUUUGACCUCCGAACCCCUGGACCAGAAGGUCACCAGGUCACCUCUGCUGGGGAUGUAGUGAUGUAAUAUCUGUGGGCCUGACGGAAUAACCACCUGACCUCGUAGUACCCUGAGAACAGAGACGUGGGGACGGAUGAUUAGUUAGCCUGCUAGUACUAGCUCACAGAGCCCGCCGGGGCCAGGGGACCUGCAAAAACCUACAGAUCCUUGGAUCCUUUCCCUGGUUUUCUCCCUUUUAGAUAUGGUAGAUCUAUUCUGAAGGGGGAUUUGUUAUAGGUUUGUUUACCAACUAACUCAGAGCAUGGUAUGGCUCUUUUAGAUUGACCACAGCUACAUGAUGUACUGUAGGUCUGGGCUACUUUGUAGUAUUUCUCUUUUUCCAUGAACUUUUAAACCUUUUUCAGCCUUCAUCCCUGAACCACCCUGAUUCCCUUCUUGCAGAGCUCCUUCUAUUGUAGAGUAGACGGAUAUCAGACACCACAAAGAUACAUCUAAAGUGAUGUCCCAAAUGGAACCCUAUUCCCUAUAUAGUGCACUACUUUAGACCAGAGCCCUAUGGAACCCUAUUCCCUAUAUAUAGUGCACUAUUUUAGACCAGAGCCCUAUGGAACCCUAUUCCCUAUAUAGUGCACUAUUUUAGUCCAGAACCCUAUGGAACCAUAUUCCCUAUAUAGUGCACUAUUUUAGUCCAGAGCCCUAUGGAACACUAUUCCCUAUAUAUAGUGCACUAUUUUAGUCCAGAGCCCUAUGGAACCCUAUUCCCUAUAUAUAGUACACUAUUUUUUUGUUGUUGACAAGGGCCCAUAUGGCUCUGGUGAAAAUAAGUGCCCUAUCCAGGGCAUAGGGUUCCAUUUGGGACGACGCCUAAGUAUGUCUCUGCCUGAGACUACUAGUAUUGUGACGUUAGCAGGAUGUUACUUGCUGCUCAUUUCAAGAGGUACUUGUUCAAUAACCUCCUUACUUGGGCCUUCAGUCUUAACUUCAAAUAUGUUUUGUUUUGUUUAUGUGUGUGUGUGUGGGGGUGGAGUUAAUAUUCUGGCCAUUUUUUGGGGACGUUGAAGUGGACUAUAUAUAGUGAUAUGAACCAUAUAUAUAGUGAUAUGUGCUCUGUUUAGAAGGAGUAAUUACAUGUGUGAAUUUCAACCAGCACAUUUCUGUUCAACGUCAUUCUUAACUGAAAAUGAUGUGCCAAGAGCAAAGGAUUGGACAAAAGUGAAGACAUCGAAAUUAGUUUUGGACCAUAUUGAUUUCAAUGAUUACAUUUGAUCAUAUUAGUAUUAUAUAUUUGGGUGUUAUUUGUCUAUUUCAUGGUCUCAUGUAUUGUUUAACAAGACAUUGUCUGCCCCCCCCCCCAUAUAAUUAGCUAUUUACUACCAUCAUAUAUGAUGAUUAACACUGGCAGAUGUCUCUGAAACAUGCAUUUACACACUUCUUCACUGGGAACCAUUCAAUCUUUCAUCAGGAGAUGAAACAGAAAACUGAUCAAGAAAGCUCAGCCAUUGUAACCGAUCAGUCAGUGCAACAACAUAAGAAAUCUCAGCAGUGAAAGUGAAACUCGUAGUUGUUGCAUCACAGUUUUCCUCUUUUCUUGACCCCUCCUCCCCAUAGAGUGAUUGAGUAGGUGUGUGAGGGGUCUGGGGGCCCGUCAAGGGAGGGGUGUGUGUUACAGUUAGGGCAUUGUGUGAAGGAAAAGGGUUUUUGUUGUGAGAUGUAUUUUGAUUGGUGAGGCUAUGUUUCUGAAUGUGUUGGAUUCACAUGUGAUCCCUGAAACAAGGGGAGGAAGUUGUCCUACUACUAUAAUAUUGUGUUGUCCUACCGGUCAGCCAGUUUGAUUUGAUUUGUCCUACCGGCCAGUCAGUUGUCCUACCAGUCAGCCAGUUGUCCUACCAGUCAGCCAGUUGUCCUACCAGUCAGUCAGUCAGUUGUCCUACCAGUCAGCCAGUUGUCCCACCAGUCAGCCAGUUGUCCCACCAGUCAGCCAGUUGUCCCUCCAGUCAGCCAGUUGUCCCUCCAGUCAGCCAGUUGUCCCUCCAGUCAGCCAGUUGUCCCACCAGUCAGCCAGUUGUCCCACCAGUCAGCCAGUUGUCCCACCAGUCAGCCAGUUGUCCCACCAGUCAGCCAGUCCUGGACUAGAGUAUUACACUGACUACCAUCCUAUCAAACAAUAUAAAUAAUGCAGUUUCCAGACGAGACAGACGUUAGGCUACAUGUUAUCCCCCCUUUUCUGUUCUGUUCCUGCAUUAUAUUACAGCUGCUCUUGUAGAGUCAAUAGUAUCUAUUCUGAAGUCCAGUCCAUUGCAUUCCAUACAUAAGUCUUUCUGGAGAACAAUAUUGUCAUUUUCUUUCUCUUCUCCUCCUUGGUUUACUGUCUGUGUCUGUCUGUCUGUCUGUCUGUCUGUCUGUCUGUCUGUCUGUCUGUCUGUCUGUCUGUCUGUCUGUCUGUCUGUCUGUCUGUCUGUCUGUCUGUCUGUCUGUCUGUCUGUCUGUCUGUCUGUCUGUCUGUCUGUCUGUCUGUCUGUCUGUCUGUCUGUCUGUCUGUCUCCAUCCCUCUGUACCCCAUCCCCCUCUCAGGAAGGAAAUCACAUGACCUGUGCUUUGUUACACAGGUGUCUCAUUAUUAUCCAUCAACUCCAUGACAACUGGGCAAAAUAAAAUAACUAUAUUUAUUUGUUUAUAUACUUAUUUUUUAAAUCAUCUAUAUUUUUAUAAAUUUUUUAUGUGUAGUGUCAUCUACGUUAUUAUUAUUUUGUUUUAUCUUGACAUUUAAAUGGGUUCUGUUAAGGUCAGUAUUCCAUGCUCAACAUUGAAAUCAUUUUUGGUACUUUCUACAGAGAAGACCUUUUCUAUUGUAUUAUGUAUGUGCUUUACCGAAUUGUAAGACGAUGCCACAAAUGUUGAGAAUGGUAAUAGAGUAAAGAUAGAAGAAUAGCAGUAA